CUUUUGCUCAUUCAGAUUCAUGAUUAGAGCUGAACAGUGGGCACCUUGUUUUGAUGAAAUCCGAAGCCUUUUUUUCGAACCCUAAGCUGGAGCAAACAUUUUAAAUGGAGAGGAAUCAGAACAGGACAAUUGAAUAAGAAUGUGAGAAAGGGUCAGCUCUGGAGAGCUGGGUGGCUGUUUGUUACCGUAACACGGUGGUGCAAGCCAUAGUCCGUCCUUCAGGCUCGGCUUGUAGAAACAGCUUCUCUGCCGGGGAUCUCUCUCUCUGCGACACAGUUUUGCUUCUGCGGGACUUCGGAGAUAAAGCAAAAGACAUCAGCGCGCUUUGUUCCCUCCUAUCCCGAUGGUCAUCGGUGUAGAAGAGAAAGACUUGUGGAAAGGUGGGGGCUUAUAUGCGGCAGUGUCAUCGUGGGGUGUCCUCUGCUACCCCCCUUUCCCCCUUCGGAGUUGUGCUUUUAUUUGGGUAAUGGCGCCACAGGAAGUCCGCCGUUACCCCCUUUCCUGGCUGUGCUGGAAGAAGGUUUCAACAGGGAUGCCCACUAAGCCUGCAGCUUUUACCUUCGUGCCUGUGUUGCACAAGCUACCAAUUAAAAGCAUUCUUGUCAAGAAUGAGAGGUCUGCUACCCCAAAAGGAAAAUCAGACAAGAGCAUAGCUGCGUCCCAGGAGAGGACAAGCAGAGAGACCAUGUCAGAGGAAGACAUUUGCGAAGCAGAGAUUGUCUUUAUCAAGGACAUUUUGGAGCGAGGAGAACAAAACACGGUCCAGCUUGAGGCAAACCCCCAAUUCAGUCUUUCACCAGAUCACAAGAGCCUCUCUCGCACCAAGGCGUCUCCUUCAGUCCGUGCCCUGUCUGAAAAUACACCCGACCAUGAGGCCACGGCGACAGUCUCUAUGGCAACAGUUGUUGAUAAAUGCAGGGACAGUCCUUGGCGGCAGCGCCCCAAUAUCUCUGGACAUUCUGAACAUAGCUUGGGCUACUUUGCAAACACAGUCCCUGUGUCAGAAGAUAGAGCAAGCACCACAAACUCUCCAGACCUCUUCCCCACUCCGUCUUCCUCCAGAGAGUCCAUCCAGUCAGAUGGCUUGGAUAAGGAGCGGAGUUGGUACGCCAUGCAGCCUUCCUCUGUGGUGUCUCCUGCCUCUUUUAGCAGAACUGUUUCUCAGUGCUCAUCUAUCCGCUCUGGAGUCUUCUCCCCUUCUGUGGUUCAGGUCAGGAGACACUUUCUUGCUCCCGGCUCUAGUCUGAUUCACACCCCUCAGACCUGUUUUUCGUCCUGUGACAGCCUGUCCUCCUCCACGUGUCCUCACACCCCCACUCCCCGGCAUCGACCCCCACUCACACGACUCUCUCUCCUCACUGCCAUCCUUAGAAAAGGUCGUCUUCCUGUGCUGUCUUCUGCGCUGCAGAGGCCUUACACCCCCUGCUGGCCUGUUAACCCCGUGACUCUGUCUGUCUGCAAAGCAUGUUCUGCUGCCUCCAGCGUGGCAUCUAUUCCCCUGAAGUUUUCCUCUCAGUUUUCCUCAUCCACCUCUGUAGACAGUCAAAACCCUGUGUGCCGAGAGUCAAGCAUGUUUCUCAGUGCUCCUCUGAUGGUGGAGUCAAUGAAACGUCAUGUGAAAUGUCCUCAAACACAGGUGACAAGCAGUAAACUUAGAAACAAACAGGUCAUUUCACCUCCACUGGUGAAUAGGAAGAAACUUCCUGAAACUCCCCUACCCUUGUUCCCAAAUUUGAAAUUAAUUUAUGUGCCAGAGCAUGAAAUCCCAGCCACAGCGGCUACAGCAAACAGCUCUAUUUCCAAGCUGCAUGAGCUGAAGCCCAGCGUGCUCCUCAAGGACCAUACAAGUAAUAACUUAAACAAAUUCAUGUCCCCAACCUCUACAUCUAUUAAGGUGCCUGAGACCUCUGUGCCCCAGAAAUUGACUUUCCAACCAAAUCCAUCUCUCACUAGGCUCCAAAUGCUAUCUCAGCAGCUGAGAUCUCCACGUGUCUCCCCUCCUCAUCUGCAGCCCUCUCUGCCACAAAUCACACCUUCGGACACAGGUUCCAAUCUCCCUCAUUUACAACAAACCAAAAAGUUUGGAGGAUGCGAGUCACAGUGGAAUUGCCCUCCUCCAUCAGAUGUGGAUCUGAGAAGAUCCACAUCUUCUCAGACUUUUAAGAAAGUCCACAGCCUGUCUCCCUUUUGUUACACAAACAUAGCUAUUUCCAGAGGGCCAUCGCCUGCCGGUACGCCCACACCUACACCCUCCCCUGCUCCACCAAUCAGAGACCUGACCUCAUCUCCUUCCUCGUCUCUCUGCUCCACGCCCUCCUCAAGGCCGGGGAGUGAAAUGUCAGACUGCAGUGACGUGAAGGAUAAAAAAAGAAAGCAGGCGCACAGGAUUAAGUCAAGCUACAAAUCACUGGCUGCAAUUCCCACAAACACAAUUCUCUUGGAUCAGCAAGCAAUAGAUGAACAGGUAGAGAGAAAAGGGGAUUAUUAUAACACAAUGGACAGACCUGUUACAGACACCCAUUCAGAGAUGUGCUCCCCUGCUGAGCUCCGGCAAAAGUCAGAGGAACUUUAUGCAGUUAUUGAUGAGAUAUUGGCAAGUUCCAGUCCCCCAAAGACCUCGAAGUCAUCGACUACCAAAGAGCGUUUUCAGCACAACCCUUCAUUUUCAAAAUCCUUGGGGCGUGAAACCAAAUAUGCAUCGUUGUGCAGCUUGCACUCAUCUGCCAAUAAGGAGAGAAAACUGACAGACACUGAAAAGACAAAACCUGGGAUGAUUCGCCCGAUGACGGCAAUUCCAAGACUGACAGAGGAGAUUGAAGAACGGUUCAAAUCAAUUUCCUUGAGGAAAUUUUUUAAGCAGGCCAUACCUGACAAGAAAAAGAUGGAAAAUAUCAGACUUGAAGGGGCACAGACAGAUUUUUUCGUGGGCUCAAAAGGAAAAUUGGUAGAAGCUAAGACGACGGCUGAAAGGAGAGGUCUGUUCUCGGUUUGUGAGCUGCACAUUAAAGAGCCUGAUGAGCAGCUCAGUCCUACUGGAAAAGAAGCAGGAAAAUCUUUUGGUACCACUGACAGGAACAUUGAAGUGUUUCAAGCUUGUAUGUAAAGCAUUAAAUGCCAUUGUUUCUGCUAAGUCACAGACCAGCAAUGCUAAGUAUGAAUAAAAAGCUGAUGAUCACGUUAUCAGAAUAAGUAAAUGGAUGAUUUUGUAUGGCUGCUAACAAUUUCAGGCAUUAAAAGUGAAAAAGAGAUGAUUCAACAGCCAUAAACUGAAGAUUUCAGAUGUCAUAAGUUUAACCACUCAUAAUUCUUUGUAAUCUUUAUUACAUAAUAAAACUGCUGUCCAUUGGUCUCUGGUUAACUGUU
Girardinichthys multiradiatus is the source of this 3363-nucleotide messenger RNA. RefSeq names its product muscular LMNA-interacting protein. Gene Ontology annotation, biological process: negative regulation of transcription by RNA polymerase II. The record is from RefSeq and is a predicted model, not a curated record. The transcript has 14 exons. Gene Ontology annotation, molecular function: transcription corepressor activity; lamin binding. NCBI's taxonomy places the organism in Eukaryota, Metazoa, Chordata, Actinopteri, Cyprinodontiformes, Goodeidae. The coding region runs from base 344 to 3103 and encodes 919 amino acids. Gene Ontology annotation, cellular component: PML body; nuclear envelope; sarcolemma.